AUGGCGGACAAUUGGAAGACCGUUCUGCAACGCUACGCCGAAAUGGAUCCCGAGCAAAUACCUAAGGCCAUCCUCUUUUAUGCCACGGAACACAAUCUUGUCAUCUUCGACCGCUAUAACAAGAGCAUCUUUCACCUCCUGAUUAUCCCUCGCACGCGGCCUCCCCACUACACCGCCGCUAGACUCAAGAAUCUGCGCACGCUCUUUCAAGGCGACAAGCAGCGCGCCAAGGAGCUUAUUGACCACAUGAAGGAGGACUCGGAAGAGCUGAUCAAGAAGAUAGAGGAGUGGAUGCUGAAGAGUUAUAAGUUCAAGUGGGAUGUAUGGGUUGGGUUCCACGCAGUUCAGAGCUUGGACCAUGUACACCUUCAUGUUAUCUCUGCCGACAUGCAGUCGGAGCAUCUGAAGAACAAGAAACACUACAACUCGUUCCAUCCGAAGCUCGGCUUCUUCAUCCACCUCGACGACAUCCUCGACUGGUUUGAGGCCGUCCCAAGCGUUUGGCGCAAGAACAUCGAGCUCAACCCAGCGUUCUUCGAGCCUCUGCUAAAGAAGGACCUCGAAUGCUAUCACUGCUACGAGGAGUUCAGGAAUAUGCCGCAGCUGACGAAGCACUUGAAGGAGCAUUGGGAGAAGCUUAAGGCGGCAGGAAUCGCGAAGAUGCAGCGAAAGAAGAUGAUAGAGGACGCGAUGCAGGCCGCGAAGGAGAAGGAGGAAGAGAAGAAGAAGAAAGAAGAGGAGAGAGGCGCUGCGGAGGACGAUGCGGGGGUCGAGGAUGGGGGCGAGCGGGACGCGGACGAGGCGCAGACGUCAGAGGUUACGGGUAAGGGUGGUCAGAAGGGGGCACCAAAGAAGACUGCGGAGAGCGAGCUGGGUACGCAGGGUCAGGGCGGGAAGGACGGCACGCCCAGUAAGCGCCCGAGCGCCGAGCCAGCGCCCGAAGACAGCGAGCCGCCUGCGCAGAAGCGGACGCGGCUGCAGGAUCCCGACCCCUCGUGGCAGUUCUGA
Schizophyllum commune H4-8 is the source of this 1008-nucleotide messenger RNA. RefSeq lists its product as uncharacterized. The record is from RefSeq and is a predicted model, not a curated record. Bases 1 to 1008 code for a protein of 335 amino acids. Gene Ontology annotation, biological process: single strand break repair; double-strand break repair. Gene Ontology annotation, molecular function: single-strand break-containing DNA binding; mismatched DNA binding; double-stranded RNA binding. NCBI's taxonomy places the organism in Eukaryota, Fungi, Basidiomycota, Agaricomycetes, Agaricales, Schizophyllaceae. The transcript is spliced from 3 exons. Gene Ontology annotation, cellular component: nucleus.